AUGGCGCUGGACGUUCGUUUAUCCCGCGAUGUGGAUGAGCCGUGGGGCUUCCAACUCUUCGGCGGAGCUGAUGAGGAGAUGCCUCUGACUAUUGAGAAGAUAGAACCCGACUCCCCAGCGAAGCGAGCUGGUCUGCUGAACGGAGAUACUAUCCUGACCAUCAAUGGAGAGGAAGCUAUAGAUAUGUCUCUCGCAGCAGCCAGCCGAAGAGUUGAGGGGGCCGGUCAUAGCCUCACUGUUGGCGUGGUGCGCGGUCUCUACGACCCGGUUCUGCACGAUUUCGAGCCGAUUUACGACUACGAACCGGACGAUUCCGGCCGACAAUCGGAACCCACUGAGGAGGAGAUAAGAGAAAUCGAGAGAAAAUCAUCUCUACUGGCAUCAGCCAUAGACGAAACGAUCAAGAGCAUAGAGGAAUACAAAGAAGAAGUGGGCAUAGACACGAAAAAAGAAGUAAAAACUCAAGAGUUUAAAGAAGAAAAAAUAACCAAGAGCUACAAAGAGUCUUACACUAAAGAAGUUAAAACAGAAAGCAUACAGAACGGUUUCCAAGAAAUUGACACAAAAAUUGAUGAAAUUAUGGAGCAAUGUAAUGCUUUAGUUUCUAUUGCUGAUUCUGAAACUCCAAAAAUAAUAGAAAAUGAGACUCAAGGAAUCGUAACUGAAGUUGAUGAGAAAGAAAGUAGAAAACAGAGCGUUGAAAUUGAUGUUAAAAUUGAAACCGAACCAAUUAUAACUAGCGAAGAUAAAUCGAAAGAGAAAAGUGUAAAAUUCGAAAAUGAGGUCAAAAUUGUUGAAGUUGAGAUCAUCGAUGAAAAAAUACCUGAAGUAGAAAAGAAAGAAAGCAUUCGUGUUGAUGUACCUGUAGAGAAAGAACCUGUACCUGUAGCUGCGGCCCCUGUACCUGUAGCAGAACCUGUACCUAUUAUUCUAGAUCCGGUACCUCCAACACCAGUUGUAGAAAAACAACCAGAAGAAUUGAUACAGCCUAGGGUAGCUCCUGAGGUACCUGUAGUUCAGGCACCUGUAAGAACAGAAGAAGAAAAGAAACCUGAUCCUCUAUUAGGAUUUAGGCCCGUAGUUUUUGAUCCUGAGAAUCUUCAGAGGCAGACUUAUCAAUAUCCUUUUGUUGAGGAACCCAUGGUACCUCAAGAGCCGAGAGGAUCCCCAUACAUGUCAGAGACUGGUGAAAUAAUUGGUACUAUCCAAGGAAUCGUUGAUGGCUUGGAAACCCCUGUCAUGGAUGAGGAGGUUGCUAAGGAACUGGGCAAACCUGGUAUAUCAGAGGAAAAGAUAGCCACACUCAUAUCUGGAGAAGCGGAAAUGUUGAGAGAGGCACACGUUAUGGGCCUCUCAAGAGUACUAUCAUCACACAUGCAUCGGGCUGAUGAUUCCAGCGUGGACUUUCAAGUGAUAAAACCAAUGAUCGGGACUCUAAAAGACUCGGAAGUGAUAAAAGCCUUAAACGAAGAGAUAGCAAGAGAGAAGGCAGAACAGAAGAAGAAAGAAGAGAAGAGAUGGACGACGUUUUUGCAGAAGCCGAAGAGGCCGGUGCCUAAAGCGAAGUUCGGGUAUCAGGGGUGGACGCAGGAUGAGGAAGUUGUGGCGGAACCGUAUAAAGUGAAGAUAGUGAAACAGGCAAAGCCUAAAGUUGCUCCUGAUUAUAAACCUGAGGACUUCGAAACUGGUCCUCUGCCGUGGGAAGAGAGAGCUCACACAGAGGCGUCUCUGCCACCAGUGGAACCUGAAGAGCCUAUACUCAUACCUGAGGUACCGGAGUUCUUGGAAGCUGUUGACCCUUUGAAGGAGAGUGAGGUGCCUGAUCUUGAGGAUACUGGUAUACCCCUCCCCCCACCAAGAGAACCGACACCCCCACCAAUAGUAGUGGAACAACCUGAACCUGAACCGAUACCAGAAGAGCCAGAAGAACAAGUAGCGCCAGAAGAACAGAAGGUAGAGAAGACAGAGACUAAAGAAGACAUGGAGAAUAGGAUGGCUGAGCAGCUCGUGAGAAGUGUGCAGAGUAUGAUCCGAACGCCAGCUUAG
Helicoverpa armigera (cotton bollworm) is the source of this 2046-nucleotide messenger RNA. Its product is annotated as titin. NCBI's taxonomy places the organism in Eukaryota, Metazoa, Arthropoda, Insecta, Lepidoptera, Noctuidae. Gene Ontology annotation, cellular component: Z disc; stress fiber; filamentous actin. Gene Ontology annotation, molecular function: muscle alpha-actinin binding; actin binding. Gene Ontology annotation, biological process: muscle structure development; actin cytoskeleton organization. Bases 1 to 2046 code for a protein of 681 amino acids. The transcript has 11 exons. The record is from RefSeq and is a predicted model, not a curated record.